UCUAAUGUUCAAACAAAGACACAAAAAUAAAAAAUUACAAAAAUAAAAUCCAAGGAUUGAGUAUCACCAAUCCAAGAGAAAAUGUCUGUGACAUCUUCGUUCCCAUGCAUCAAAAUCCCAGCUUGUUCCUCCUCUCCAACAUGCACAUCUUCAUCAAAUUCAUCCUUUAGAUUUUCUUCUUCCAAACCUUAUGCUUCUAUCACUGUAAGGAAUUCUCAGACUGAAGGGCCUCUCAGAAGACCGGUGUCUCCUCCUGUUAGGGAACCAUCUAGUACCAUCCCUCAGCCUCUGAAGCCUUCACCUCCUUCUCAGCCUCCACCCCAGAAGGCUGCUCCUGUUGUUGGAGACGAUACGAAUGUCAUUACAUUAGAGUUUCAGAGGCAAAAGGCUAAGGAGCUGCAGGAGUACUUCAAAAAGAAGAAACUUGAAGAAGCAGAUCAGGGUCCUUUCUUUGGAUUCAUAGGAAAAAAUGAGAUUAGCAAUGGAAGAUGGGCAAUGUUUGGUUUUGCUGUUGGAUUGUUAACAGAGUAUGCAACAGGCUCAGACUUUGUUGAUCAAAUAAAGAUCCUUCUCUCCAAUUUUGGGAUUGUAGAUUUGGAGUGAAUACCACAAGAUUAUAUAUACUGUCAAUAGUUUCUUGUAGCUUAUCCUAGCGCAAACAAUGUUCAUCAAUUUGUUUCAUCUUCAUAUAUGGCAAGCAAUCUUGCUUCUUUGUCUCACAUUUACGAAAUAACAAAAGCAUCAUGAUUUUCCUUUUC
Vigna angularis (adzuki bean) is the source of this 758-nucleotide messenger RNA. RefSeq names its product light-harvesting complex-like protein OHP2, chloroplastic. The coding region runs from base 82 to 603 and encodes 173 amino acids. Gene Ontology annotation, cellular component: chloroplast thylakoid membrane. The record is from RefSeq and is a predicted model, not a curated record. The transcript is spliced from 2 exons. Lineage: Eukaryota; Viridiplantae; Streptophyta; Magnoliopsida; Fabales; Fabaceae.